This is a messenger RNA of Puccinia graminis f. sp. tritici CRL 75-36-700-3, 1640 nucleotides long. RefSeq lists its product as uncharacterized. NCBI's taxonomy places the organism in Eukaryota, Fungi, Basidiomycota, Pucciniomycetes, Pucciniales, Pucciniaceae. Gene Ontology annotation, molecular function: rRNA binding. Gene Ontology annotation, cellular component: nucleolus. Bases 73 to 1263 code for a protein of 396 amino acids. The record is from RefSeq and is a predicted model, not a curated record. The transcript is spliced from 2 exons. Gene Ontology annotation, biological process: maturation of LSU-rRNA from tricistronic rRNA transcript (SSU-rRNA, 5.8S rRNA, LSU-rRNA); ribosomal large subunit assembly.
CAGCCUCCAACUGCAAUUGCAACUAUCACCCUCAGCACAACCACUACUUCACACACGCGGGAUAACCAUAAGAUGCAACGGAUCGUAAAACCCAAGAAUGCGCGCUCAAAAAGAGCCCUCCAGGCUCGUGAACCGAAGUUAGUCGAGGAUCCGAAGGUCUCGAUCUUUGUCAAAUCAACUCAAACCUCAGAAAAGGUCAGGAUUGCCCUCAGCGAACUCCAUCAACUGAGAUCCUCGGCACACUCGAUCCAAUUCGCCAAGCGAAAUCUUAUCCAUCCGUUUGAGGAUUCGAGCAGUCUACAGUUCUGGUCGGUCAAGAACGAUGCAAGCUUAUUCUUAAUCGGUAGCGAUAGCAAGAAACGACCGGACAACUUGACGUUCGUGAGGAUGUUCGACCACGAAGUCCUAGAUAUGGUCGAAGUCGGAAUCGAAGGAGCAGUCUCCUUAGCUGAUAUCAAGGGACCCAAGACUUCUCCCGGCCUCAUCCCACUCUUUCACUUUGUCGGUACCUUGUGGGAUUCAAACGAAAGAUACAAGCAGUUCAAGUCAAUCUUACUAGACUUCUUCAGGGGACAAGAGAUCCAUUCUAUCGACCUUGUCCACGGUCUACAGUAUGUGAUUUCUGUCAGCGUCGGCGAAAUUGACCAACCGGGAACUACUACCUCACUUCUCAACCUCGACCCAUCCGCACUUCCAACUCCUUCUGAUGAAACUCCUAAUCAAACCGACAAGCCCAAAACCCCAAAGCCCGUUUCACUCGUGGACUCAUCACAAACCAAUCUAUCUGAAAAUCUCCAAGGGCUCCCUCUAGUUCACUUCAGAACCUACCUCGUCCAGCUUCUCAAAUCCGGCCAGCGUGAACCCCGAGUCGAGCUCCUACCUCAUGGCCCUUCGUUUGACUUCAGACUUCGAAGAGCCCAAGGACCAUCGGAAGAGCUACUCAAACUAGCUCUCCAACGGCAUCUACCGAAGAAACCGGCGGGCGAGAAUAAGAAGGCCCAAGGGAACAAGAACGUGGAUAUCGAUGAGAUGGGCGAUAAGGUGGGCAAGAUCCAUGUCGGCCAGCAGGAGCUCGGCAAGCUUCAAAGCAGGAAGAUGAAAGGUCUCAAGAAAGAUAAACCGAGUAAGAAGAAAUCCGACCGUCAGAAAACUUCGGAUCACGACGGCAGUGAUGGGGAGAUCGAGAUGGAAGACGGGGCCCAGGAAGCGGAUGAAAUGGGCGCUAUCGUCGAGCUAGAGCAGUCCAAAGUGACCAGAAAAUGAAAAAAACACCUGUUGCAACUAACUUUUGCUUCUAUUUCAUUUUCUUCCUAUUGCAUCUCCAAUCCAACCUAUUAGUUUCAUGGCUUUGCUUCUAGUUGAUUUUCUUCCUUUGGCAUCUCCAAUCGCACGUCUUGGUACAAGAUUAUUUCUAUAAUCUGCACUUCUAUCGCCACCUCAGUUGUCCACUGCAGCCAUAUCUUCUUCUUCUUAUGUCCCCCUCUCAUUAGCACCCCCCCCCCACCUCUGAGGAAUUCCUUCAAUCCUCCUUGGAACCACAGUUCAAAAAAUGAUUCAAGUUCAUGACUAUUCUACAGGGAUGUAAGAACUACAGUGGUCACCAUUGAAAAAAAGGGAACUGAAUGAAACAGUGGAAGAGA